CCGAAUAGAGUGGAAUAGAGUGUUUAAUCUGUGACUUAAUAAUAAAAAAAAAUCUUCAAGUUUUUUUUUGUGAAUUUGUCAAAACCCUGGAAUUUGUUAGCCUUCCUUGUAUUUUGAAAUAAACUAUUUUUCCAAGUACUUUUAACAAUUAGUAAUGUUUGCACCGUAAAAUAUUUACUUCACAUUAUUUAAUGUGCCAAUUUAGAUUUUGUAAUGUGAGGCUGUGUUGCUGCAAGUUCUUGGUUGAGCAAAGGAAGUGACAAAGCGUCGAGUAAGUAGUAGUGGUUUGGCGGAAUUGUAGAUACGUAGGUAGUCAUUUGACAAAAUAUCAGUGCUGUGAGACUGGACUAAACUGGACUUGUGUAAAGUGCAUCCAAUGGAGUCGGAGCAUCAGCCGAAAUUGAAUCCAAUACGAGCUUUUCAAGCUCUUCAUGGAAACCCUGCAGACUGCGAGGAGACAUACACCAGUCUUUCGGAGUAUCACGACUAUGAGCCAAGCUUGGAAUUCGAUGACUCGGAGUUAAUCCAAACGGCGGGUUUGGCGCCUCUGCCCCCGGAGCUGUUGGACAUCCCGGAAGACUUCCUCGAGCAUUCCGCGAGCGACGGCACAAUAGAAGAGAAUUUUGAGGAGGAGCUUGCCAGGGCCCCAGAAGUUUAUGCAGAGAUAUCGGGUUCCUCUUUGGACGACGAGUGCUUCGCCGAGCUCAAUGGCACGGGGCUGAUCGACGUGGUCGGCGACGACGACAUCGGGCGGCGGAUCAUCGUGGUCUCCGCCUGCAGGCUGCCGCAAAGCAAGGACCCCGAUAUACUUCUGAAAUAUUUCAUGUUCACGCUUGACAAGUACGUGGAGCAGGACUACAGCGUUGUGUAUUUCCACUGCGGUCUGACUAGCAAGAACAAGCCUCCGCUGUCGUGGCUAUGGAGGGCAUACAAGGCCUUCGACAGGAAGUACAAGAAGAACCUGAAAGCGUUAUACUUGGUGCAUCCGACCAACUUCAUCAGGAUCGUAUGGCAGAUGCUGAGGCCAGCCAUCAGCGUCAAGUUCGGAAGGAAGAUGAUGUACGUCAACUACCUCCACGAGCUCCAGCAGUACCUGGAUCUGGAGAAACUGUGCAUCCCGCAUCCUGUGCUUGAAUACGAUAGACUGCUGCUUUCGAAGAACCCAAGAGCGUCAGAAGCUGCUAAGAUGCUGCGCGAACGGAUGAAGAAGCUUGCGGACCAGUUUGGCUCCAAGUCGACGCCGAAGGAAAGCCUGUCGCCGCCUAGCACCCAGCAGUUCGGCGUGUCUUUGCAGUUCAUCAAGGAGAACAACACUAACAUGGUGGAUGCUAUUCCUCCAGUGGUACGACAGUGCGUCGAGUUCUUGUCUCAGCCGGACGCGCUGGAGACCGAGGGUAUAUUCCGCCGUUCAGCCAACAUAUCAGUGAUAAAGGAGCUGCAGAGGUCUUGCAACCGCGGCGAGCCGAUAUCAUUCCGGAACGACCCUCAUAACGCUGCCGUGCUGCUCAAGACAUUCCUCAGGGAUCUGGAGGAGCCACUCAUGACGUUUGACCUGUACGACGAGAUUCUCAAGUUUCAGACCUGGUCUCUCCGGGACAAGCCCCGUCGGGUGAAGAUACUAAUUCUGGAGCGCUUGCCCCUGGAUAACUACAAACUUCUGAAGUUCAUCAUACAAUUUCUGUGGAAGGUGCAAGACAGGAGCUGCCUGAACAAGAUGACCAGCAGCAACUUGGCCGUCGUGUUCGGGCCCAACUUGGCUUGGCCACCCAACGGACAGAUGUCGCUGCAGGCCAUCGCACCCAUCAACGCGUUCACAGACUUCCUCCUGGAGAACCAAGAAUCAAUAUUCAUCAUCUAAAUUGAUUCAUCCGCCUCUCAAUCAUUCCGUAACCACAUGAAAUCUCAAUGGAUUUUGUUUUUAAGAACAUUUUAUUAUACAUAUUUCUUUUUUAAACUUUACUCACUCGUAUCAAUGUUGAACGAAUGAAUUUAAUUUUACCUGCCACUAUGAUUCUCGCCGAUGAAUUUUACAAUAUUAUUCAUUGUUAAUAAACGGCUAUUCUGAAAUUUUACAACGAAUAUUUUAAAAUUAUGUGGCUAGUUCUAGAAAUCAAGGAAUUUUACCGUGCUUUGAUCGUUGAUUUUGAUUUCCAACGAAUAACAUGUUUAUGUUUAUGCAUUUCUUUUCCGUGUCAAACAUCAUCUUAAAUAAUUAUUAUCGCUUACAUUCAGCCUACUGCCGUCCAUUGAAUAAAUCAAAGUGACAAUCAAGGAAAUCGUCGUUAACACAAUAUAUUUCAGAACCAAAUCAACCAAGCAAUUACGUCAUCUAAAGUCAUUUUCAAACCGUGCUGAAGUAACAGAAAACUAAAUGCUACCGCGAAGUAAAUUUUCUUAUGAUUACUGUAACAGUCCACUGUCCAAUAUAUUAUUUUGAUAACAGAACUAGCCUUUUGUAAGAUCGUAUUCGGCACACUAUACGACUACUCGUUAUAUUUGUAUAAGACUACGUAGGUGUAUAAUAAACUUUUUGUACUUUCAUAUCAUCGACGUAAUAAUACAUAUGGAAGACCUAUUGCAGAUAUUAAAGAAAUAUACAAUAAAGAUCAAAUAUUGAUUAAAUAGUAACAUGAUUCCUUAUUAUUCCCAUUGUUACAUAGAAUUUCCAUUGUAUGUUAAUUAUUUAUUGUUAAAACAUCAUUCCAUGCAACAAUAUGUAAUUUAAUUUACUCCAUUUUCAAUAUUAAAAUAUCUGUUGUGACAGUAGACAUACUUAUUUCAAUGUUACAAACGAUAAGAAUCAGUAGUAUGUCUGUAUCUAUUUUUAUUUCGAUUAGUAAUUAUAUAAAAGUUGAAUCUUAAAAUAAACAUGUAAUAGAACGUUGAGAUUCUUUGAGUUAGUGUUUUCAACACUUGGGUUCUUAUUAUGAAUCGAAAUCUAAAUCUUGAUUCGUAUUUAUUUAAAUAUCGUUCAUAAUACGAACCUUAAAUACUUUAUAAAUCAUAAAUGUUACUUUGUAUGAUUGGGUAUUUUAUUAGGGAUAGUAGAGAUUUAUACCAAAAAUAACAAACAUAGGGUAUAUAGAAUAGUAAUGUUUAAUUUUUAGUUUAAUGAUUAUUUUAUUCUUUUUACAAUAUUGUAGUUAAAGCCAUAUUUCAAAUACAUUCAAAUGUUUGUCACGCGAUAAUUUGGCUUAUUCCCGCUCUCCUAUCAUAAAUUGACUGCUAUCAUUCCGUGUUUUUGUGAGUUUUCUUGAUACUGAUGCAAAAUUUGAAGGAUCUUCAUCUUUGGAAGAAAUGCUGAAAUUACCUUGUAAUGGAAUUAUUGGGAAUAACCGUUUUCGCAAGAUGAAUACAAGAUUAUACCCGCCGAUAGCGUUAUUGGUCCUUUAUGCAGAUGACAAAAGGUCGGUUACUCGUUCCCCUUCUGACCCAUUCAAUAGCAUGUGCGGCAGUCAAGUAUAGGGCCGUAAAGGUGCGGUGAUACAGUGUCUGUCUAUACACUUAUUUAUUAUACACCUUAAAUACCGUUACAAAUGACGAUAUUUAUUAACUUCUUCCCGGCCUUGAUUUAACUGUCAAGGACAAAAACUGUUAUUAAUCCUGUUUCUCAAGAAUCGAGUUGUUUUAGAGAUUUCUCUUAUGGAUCGAUAACUACUAACUUGAAAUCUGCUAGUUAAUUUAAUGUCACCAAGUUGUUGGUUUGUAAUGGUUUGAAAUAUUUUCGUCUUCCUUCUCUUGACCUUAACAAAAUUAUUCAAUGUUUAUAGGUAAUUAUUCUUUAUACUACAUAUUGUGUACUUUAUCUAGGAAUAGAACAUUAAGGUCCCUCAUUAUUUGGAUAUCUAAUUGUUUUUGUAUAAAAUGAGAGCAUGCAUGGGAUUUUCAAUAAGUUAACUAAAUUUGUACGAAAUGAGAGUGCCAUUUAUUCAUUCUGAUACUUCCAAGGUCACAAUAAUAAUAAAUAAUUGUAAUAAAACAAUAAUUUUAUAGUUUAGGUAAAAAUCACAUAUUGUAAGAUGUUUUAAUAAUUGUCUAUAUUAAUCGAAUUAGUUUAAGCACUCGGUAAAUGGAAGCACAAUGGUUUGAACGAACAUGCAAUGAUUGUAUUAUACUUGUAAAAGCAUUCAUCAGUGACCAUUGGGGCGCACGACGCUUUUAUGUUACUUUAAGGCCUUUAUGUUUGACACACUUUUGAUUUCUUCAACAAUCAACUCUUCCUGAGAUCUCCCCCUUAUAUCAUUGCCGCCCGGUUUUGGACUUCUCGUUAUAGUGUGCCUCAAUUGUCGCUAUUCCGUUUUAUACACUACUUAUUGUAUUGACUCUUUAUGGUACGUAAUUGUACCCUAAUUAUAAUCCAAAUUAUUAAUAAAUAUUUCACGAUUUAAACAGACGUGGUCAGCGUUAGCUAAUCCUUAGUUAAAUAAAAUUAUUAUCACAGUGAAGAGUUCGGCUAUUAAACUUAAAACAAAUCUAUCGCAUACAUACAUAUUACAAAAAAUAUCGUUGUUCUUAUAGGACUUAUGUUCAUUGUUAUUACAGUAUUUACAGAUAAUGUUUUAGUACUAGUUAUAAAGGAUUUUGUCAAUUGUGGCCAUUAGCCGACCGUUAAUCUCAGCAAUCGGCCUAAAACCAAAAUCUGUUUUCUUAAAUCUUGUUGCAUCCGAAUUUUGUGGGGAAAGUUUACGUAUGUUGCGUUAGUACAAAAUAUUCUUUCAAACACAGUUCAAAAUAGUAAAUAAGUUUCAUAAUGCACUUUAUUAUCUACGAAUUUGUUUUUUCAAUCAUUCCAGAAUGAUGUAUUAUUUUAUAUCUAUCAUAAGUUUAACCUGAAGAAUUUCUUAUUUUCCGCCACUGAGGACUGUAUAUUACUAACAUUUUAAUCUAUGGUUGCCGUUUUACCAGAUCACGUACUACCUUACAUAUAUUAUAAUGAAACUAACCAAAACACGGCUACUAUGACAAGCUCGCUAAGUUUUAUUUCUUCACUUUACUUGUGCGUGAUGUUAUUUGGUGUAAACAAAAGAUCUGGUAACAAUGAAGAAUAAUAUUAUAUUUUAUGUUUAAAAAGUAUAUUAUUAUGUAAGUUUAAUAUAUUAUUAUAAAGAAAUCUUAGGUCAGUUCAGUUAUUAUUGAUGAAAGCUUUAUAAAAGCGUUUCAGAAAUUAUAAGUGUUUUUUGUAUUUUUAGAAUAUAAUAAUUAAAUUGUUUAAAUCUUUCAUAUACGAUCUGUUAACUGAAAUGUAAUAAUAUCAAUAAAACCUGAUUCAAAGAA
Ostrinia nubilalis (European corn borer) is the source of this 5274-nucleotide messenger RNA. It is a transcript of the gene RhoGAP68F, whose product is annotated as rho GTPase-activating protein 1-like. The transcript has 10 exons. Bases 377 to 1858 code for a protein of 493 amino acids. Gene Ontology annotation, biological process: negative regulation of endocytic recycling; small GTPase-mediated signal transduction. Lineage: Eukaryota; Metazoa; Arthropoda; Insecta; Lepidoptera; Crambidae. The record is from RefSeq and is a predicted model, not a curated record. Gene Ontology annotation, cellular component: cytoplasm. Gene Ontology annotation, molecular function: GTPase activator activity.